Messenger RNA from Odocoileus virginianus texanus, 1027 nucleotides. Lineage: Eukaryota; Metazoa; Chordata; Mammalia; Artiodactyla; Cervidae. The record is from RefSeq and is a predicted model, not a curated record.
UUGAGCAGGCAGCUGGUACUAACACUGCUGGACUCAGGGUGAAGGCUGUUCUGUCAUGAGGUUGGCUGUGUUCUUCUCUGGGGCCUUGCUGGGGCUACUAGCAGUGACACCUAUAGCUACAGAAAGCACGUCAAACCCUGGAACAACCAGCCACAGAACUACCAAGAGCCACAGAACCACCACUCAGAGACCCACCACCACCACCACGCAUACAACUAACACCACAGGAACCACCAGCCGCGAGUCCCCAACAGCCACUCAUAGUCCUGCUACCACCAGCAGUCAUCAAAAUACUACAGUUCAUCCAACAAGCAACAAUGCCACUCUGCCCUGCUGCCCUGAGUCUUCCCGGUCACCUCCCCAGGAUCCACCGCAGAGCGCUGUCUACCUGAACUUUAUGGCUGUGGAGUACAACGUGUCCUUCCCCCAGGCAGUGCAGUGGACAUUCUCAGUUCAGAAUUCAUCCCUUCGAGAUCUCCAAACCCCCCUGGGCCAGAGCUUCAGUUGCAGAAAUGCAAGCAUCAUUGUUUCACCAGCUUUACACUUAGAUCUGCUCUCCCUGAAGCUACAAGCUGCUCAGCUGUCCCCCUCAGGGGACUUUGGACCAAGUCCUCUGGAGACACCGAGAGUACAGGAGGUGGAAAGUUACACCGCCCACACCCAACGCCAUUUUGGAGACUCACGCCCCUUCUCUCUCAACUUCGAACAAUGUAGUAAGCUGGAAGAAGACAAGAUGGCGCCGAGUAGGUGGACAGAAAGGAAGCUGUUUCCAUUUCUUUCAGAAUGGAUGACUGGCCUCCCUGGUCUGACAGUCCCCAAAGACCACAGUACCUACAGGACCACACAGAUACCACCCCGGAAGGCCUGGGGGCGGCCUCCUGUGAGUGCAGGCCUCCUUGGACUUUGGGCCCUGUGGCGCCUCCCUUCCUGGGCCGCACCUCCAGCCUCAUCCACCACAACCCACAUCCACAGCUCCCACUCCAACCUCCAGGGCAGCCCUGUGGGUCAGAAAGUUGAAGUCCCUUGA